Molecule: messenger RNA, 1089 nt
Organism: Pyricularia pennisetigena
Lineage: Eukaryota; Fungi; Ascomycota; Sordariomycetes; Magnaporthales; Pyriculariaceae
Exons: 3
Coding region: 1-1089 (362 amino acids)
Molecular function (GO): hydrolase activity
Source: RefSeq, a predicted model, not a curated record
AUGAUAACGUUACGCUUCCUUGCCGUGGCGCUGGCCACAUGUCUGCCAGCAACUGCGUACGGCCAAGAACUCGAGCAAUUACAACAACUACAACAAAGACAACAAGAACAACACAACCUCCAGGCCCGACAGGCGAUCGUCACCACAAGCUGCCACGACUACCAAUUAUUCAUCGCCCGCGGCAGUGACGAGCCGUACCCGGGGCGCGCGGCCAGCCUGAUCCGCGACGUGUGCGGCAAGCUCACCAAGGACGGCAAGGUCACGUGCGGCUACGAGGACAUAAUCUUCAAUGCCAACGUCAGCUCGGCGCCGCCGCCGGCGUACUGCGUCUCGACGGCCGAGGGUUCGGCAAACGGGCAGCAGCAGAUGAAGACGUACGCCAGCAGAUGCAAGGAUUCCAACCUUAUUUUGAUUGGGUAUUCGCAGGGUGGGAUUGUUGCGCAGGAUGUGAUGGGUGGUGGUGGUGGACCCCUUUUUGAGUGUGACCAAGCUACCAAUGGCCCAUUUAAAAAGACCGAGUCACCCGGAUCACAAAUCGUUGCAGCUCUAACCUUUGGCUCGGUCCGCCACACCCCAAACCAACCCUUCAGCUUCGGGCCGGGCUCCGCCUUUCCGGGCGUGCGGCCGCGGGACGGCGACCAGCUCAAGAACCUCAAGGAGUACGAGGACCGGUACCGGGACUGGUGCAACUCCAACGACCCCAUCUGCGCCGUCGGCUCCAAGCCCGUCAUCGUGGCGAACCACCUCAACUACUUUGAGGUCUUUGCCGAGGAGGCCGCCACCUGGCUGGCCGAGACGGCGGUCAAGAACAGCAAGCAAAAGAGCGGCGGCGGUGGCGACGAUGGUGGUGCGUCAAAGUCGUCGUCUGCAGUCGACAAGCCUACCGGGGCGUCCGCUGCCGAGACGGCAUCCUCGACCGGGCAGGCUGGCUCGGUCACGACGCCCACUGCCGGCCCGCAAAAGGAUGGUGGGCAGAAGGACGGCGGGCAGGACAAGCCCGAGGAAAAGUCCGGCGCGGGGAGGAGUAGGGCCGAGCCGCUUUUGGCAUCGGCGCUCUGCGUGCUUGUGACUUUUGCCAUGUCUUUCUAG